Messenger RNA from Drosophila teissieri, 475 nucleotides. RefSeq lists its product as uncharacterized. NCBI's taxonomy places the organism in Eukaryota, Metazoa, Arthropoda, Insecta, Diptera, Drosophilidae. The record is from RefSeq and is a predicted model, not a curated record. The transcript is spliced from 2 exons. The coding region runs from base 32 to 475 and encodes 147 amino acids.
CAGCCACACAUACAUACAUAGGAGUAUAAUCAUGGCCCGAUUGCGGGGACAAGCAGUACGUGCCGGGAACGCCUUCUACCUUUCCACCUCUGCCGAAUUUCCACUUGCCACUUGGCAGUGGAUAGAUAUUGCGCCGGCGGAGCAACAGAUACCACUACUACUGCUGCAGACGGUGGGCCACCACCCAUCAGUAAAUGGUUACAAAUUGCUGCAGACAGUAAGCCAGCUGGCCCGGCUUAGACACAACUUGAACUCCGGCAUUGUUACUUUGAGUCAACAAAUGAACCUUGAAAAUUCAUCCGAAGAUGCCGAAGAUCCGGACGCGGGCUGCUCCUGGCUGGCCAGCCCCACACAUGCAUGCCUAUAUAUAAAAUAUGAUUUCCUCUCGAACAAUCGCAAUCCAAAGAGUCUCAUGGACGCCCAGCCACGACAGACGACGGAGCAGAAAGGAGGAGCCGCGACCUCCGAUGGAUGA